Chiroxiphia lanceolata (lance-tailed manakin) is the source of this 2186-nucleotide messenger RNA. It is a transcript of the gene DZANK1, whose product is annotated as double zinc ribbon and ankyrin repeat domains 1. Gene Ontology annotation, molecular function: protein binding. The transcript is spliced from 19 exons. Gene Ontology annotation, biological process: eye photoreceptor cell development. The record is from RefSeq and is a predicted model, not a curated record. NCBI's taxonomy places the organism in Eukaryota, Metazoa, Chordata, Aves, Passeriformes, Pipridae. The coding region runs from base 25 to 2106 and encodes 693 amino acids.
GGGACCGUGUGUCUCCCGCCAGGGAUGCGGUCCCAGGAAGCUGAAACAGAGCACAGCGUGCCUUGGUCCAGGUGUGCCAAGAGCAGGCGGAGCCUUGAGGGAAAAGCUAUCAGCUCCCUCAGGUCAGUUCCUCAGGUCAUACCACUUCGAAUCCCUCUUCCAGGGAAGGCUAAACAUGAAAUAGACACAAAUACUCUCAUAGAAAUAAAAUCAGAUACACCUGAAGUCUCUAUUUAUUACACUUUAGAUGGAAGUAAACCAGAACUCAUUAGGAAACCUGGCUAUGGAGAGUGUAACACUUUUAAGUAUAAGGGUCCUAUCAUAUUACCAGUUGGGAAAAUAGUGGUCAAAGCACUAGCAGUUACAAAGGACUGCAGGAAGAGUACAGUCGUAACAAAGGUGUUUCUGGUAGAGUACAAGCAACCAAACAUCCUUUUUUCUGUUGAAGAUGAUGACAAGAAUUUUCUAAAAGAUAUAGCCGCACGGAAUAAGGAAGGUGGAAUGUUUACUACAAAAUCAAGGAAGAAUGGACUGAAUGUGGAAAUCAAGCCUGCCUGGGGUGAAACACCCCAAGACUUUCAAGAAAGAAAGACUUCUCAUAGAUCCCUGCAGGGACCACAGCUCCUUGCCAGUCAUUUGGGAACAACAGAGUACAGAGAAGAAUCUGUCUCAGCACCACCAGCAGAAUCAUUACAGUUUGCAAGUUCUUCUGCAGUGACAAACCAGAAAAGCUUAGCAAGCACACAAGUGUCAAGGAUCCAGAGGGAAACAGAUUUCCUUAAAUGUGCACGCUGUUCUGCACCUCACCUGUCUAAUCCGUUGGCUCACUUCUGUCAGAAAUGUGGAUCUCCUGUCUCACCUGUGCCACUACAUCGUUUCCCACUCCCUGAAGGAAGACAGAUGGCACCAUGUCUUGAAUGCAGACAUCCUGUGCCAAUGAACACACCCACUUGGAUUGUAUGUGAGUCACCAAUAGCUCCACAGGUGCAGCCCCAAAACAACACCUGCAUAAAGGGUAAAGUAAUUUGUCAGGUGUGUGGCACAAGAAAUCCUCUUCACCAUAAACACUGUGCAACUUGUGAAAGCAAACUGCCUGAAGUACAGACGGCUAAACAAUUACAAGCUCAAUUUGCUUGGCAACCUCAUUCUGUUUCCAUGACCAAAUCAAGGCCAGAACUAAUAGAAAGAGAAGAUAAAGGAACCCAAACCAUAGGACUUUUUUACCCGUCUAGCAAACAGUUGGAAAAGAAGGAGCUUGAGCUGAUUUCACAAAAAGAAAAGCUGGAAAAGAUGAGUGAUCAUAAGCCUCUCCUGACAGCCAUUAGUCCUGGAAAAGGUUACUGGAGAAAACAGCUGGAUCAUGUCUGUGCUCACCUUAGAAGCUAUGCUCAGAACAACCUUGAAUUCAGAGCACUGAUUGGAGAACCUCGAAUGGGAAAGAUUAAUUCUGCUACCAUCUCUGAGGAUGACUAUGAAGUCACUAUUACACUGAAUUAUGUUCUUGCUAUUAACAAGGAUAUUCAUACUAAUAAACCAGUGAAGUUCAGCAGUCAUUACCUGAAUACUGUAACAGAAGUCAGAGAUGGACAGGAUAGGAAUCAGACCAGUUUUGGCAAAGAUGAUUGUAAUCUUUUCCAUUCAAGAGGCAAAAUAAAGAGAACAAAGUCAAGAACACUUACAGGACAAGAAGAUAAGCUCUCUCCAGAAUCCAGACAACUACUGGAUGAACUGGGUCCAAAUGGAAAAGGAAGAAUCACCUUUAUAGAACAAUUGCUCAGUGAAGGAGCUGACCCAAACUGCAUCAGUGACGAGGAUCAACCUGCUCUCACAGUUGCUGUCCUUAACAAGCACACAGAAGCAAUCUCCCUCCUUGUGCAGAAAGGUGCCGACAUAGACCAGCAGUCAGGACUGCACAACAACACAGCUCUCCAUGAGGCAGUUCUGCUUGGAUUGGAGGGACAGGAGAGCAUCCGAGUCCUGUUACGCUGCAAUGCAAACACACAAAAGAAGAACGCAGAAGGGCAAUCAGCAUAUGAUUUGGCUGUUACAACUGGAAAUAAUGAGGUUAUUUCAUUGUUCCAAGUACGGUUGGACAGAGAACAUUGAACAAACUUAUGAAACUCAGGAGCAUUGGUGUCGUCAACGUGUUACUACAACCUUUUUCCCAAAAUAGAGCUGGAGGUUCC